AUGUCUCUGAACGAAGCCCGGCCCAACAGCGUUUUCUCCCGCCGGUACUUGGCCACCCAAGCGUUGGACGUCUCCCGGAGCUCCGCCACAGCGGCGGCGACGCUGGGGUCGGUCUUAUCGAGGGUUAUGGUGUUCCUUACCUUGUCAAUAACCUCCGCCGUCUCCUUCACGUAUUCCUCUUCAGAGGAGGCCGCACGGGCCAGGGGAGGUAACAGCAGGGCCGCGCCGGCGGAUAGGGAGAGGAAAUUGCGGCGGGAGGCGGUAGAGGCUGCGGCGGAGGAGGCGGAGGGUGAGGCUGAGGCGAUUAUUCUGGAGCGGAUGAGAGGCGGAGUAGUGGGUUUAGGGGUGGCGGAAUUGGGGGUGAUGAGGGUUGGGGAGGCCAUGGUUGAGGAUUACGGCCGGCCCGAUAGUUGGAGACCCGUGACGGAAAAGCUUCUUUUGAACAUUCAUUUCACCUGCAACUCCUCAGCCGUACAUCUUGCACCUCUUUCAUCAUCUGAAGUCGAGAUUAUACACCUAUACUGCCUUGAUGUGAAAAUCUCCCAUAAAUACAUGGAUAAGAUGUCAUUCCAUCCUUCCUCUGUUGUGACGCAACCACUACAGGCGGCGUCUGAUGGCGGGACCUUGACGGUGGCAGCCAAGGGUUGGUGUCUGUGA
Messenger RNA from Striga asiatica, 657 nucleotides. The record is from the annotation of a GenBank genome assembly. NCBI's taxonomy places the organism in Eukaryota, Viridiplantae, Streptophyta, Magnoliopsida, Lamiales, Orobanchaceae.